Messenger RNA from Zasmidium cellare ATCC 36951, 669 nucleotides. RefSeq lists its product as uncharacterized. The coding region runs from base 1 to 669 and encodes 222 amino acids. The record is from RefSeq and is a predicted model, not a curated record. NCBI's taxonomy places the organism in Eukaryota, Fungi, Ascomycota, Dothideomycetes, Mycosphaerellales, Mycosphaerellaceae. The transcript has a single exon.
AUGGCAUCCGGAGAAAGAACGACAAUGCGAAUGAACUUGGCCGACCUCAUGCGGUUGGCCGGUCAAGAAGAAGCUACAUCCUCUGGCAGCACCGAACCAGGUACAAUCUACUACUUGAAGACAGCGACACCACACUUGCAUGACGUCUCAGUCUCUGGCCCAUACAAGGACCUCGAGGCCGUUUAUGCCCAAGUCUGGCACAACUUUGGGGACGAAUGCCAGCACGGCCGGUCGAUGCUCGAGGACCUCAAAGUCAACGACCAACCUGUCGCCUUCCAGCACAUCGAGUCGCCCAUCUACGGCGACGCAAACAAGAAACGACGAAUCGAACUCAUUCCAAAGACGAAGCCGGAUCUCGCUGCCAAGCUACCUAGUCCCGUCUGGAAUGUCACCAAGGCUAAGAUCGCCAAUGAAGCUCUUGCUGCCGGCCCGACUGGCCCAAAUCGUGACGCACUGCCAGUCAAAGACGUGCAAAUCAUCGACUCGUUCGAAAGCGAGGCUUCAGCAAAGCAGGCAGCGCAGAAUGCGUUGCGCGAUAUCACUGGCCCAGGAGACAUGUCUCAGACUGUCUCGACCUCCCCGUUCGCUGCUGGAGUCAUCGGUCGCCAGGGUCUGAAGUGGGUCGUCACUGUGAACCGUGAUUCCGGAACUACUACGCAGCAGCAGUAG